Planococcus citri (citrus mealybug) is the source of this 2103-nucleotide messenger RNA. RefSeq names its product probable peptidoglycan muropeptide transporter SLC46. Gene Ontology annotation, biological process: transmembrane transport. Bases 512 to 1897 code for a protein of 461 amino acids. NCBI's taxonomy places the organism in Eukaryota, Metazoa, Arthropoda, Insecta, Hemiptera, Pseudococcidae. Gene Ontology annotation, molecular function: transmembrane transporter activity. The record is from RefSeq and is a predicted model, not a curated record. Gene Ontology annotation, cellular component: membrane. The transcript is spliced from 6 exons.
AGAAAAUAAUCAAAAAUUGCAUUGAAAAGGGAAAAAAUGAUUCGAAUUACGAACACGAAUCGUCGAAAUUUUCGAAUCACGAAUCAUCACUUUAUACUCGUAUUAGUGAUUCGAAUCAGAUCAACUCAUUGGAUCCUAAGAAUCGCUUUAAAAAUGAUUCAAAUCACGAACGUCGAAUAAAAAUACAAGAUUCGAAUCUCGUCCAUACCGGGUCCAGCGCAGAAAAAUCUUAAGAGAUCUCAAUUUUUAAUAGUGUAGUAUUCCAAGGCUAACUGGACUAGAUAUCUAAUCACGAAUUAAACAUCGGCAGGCGGCUUGAUUAUUAAUUCUUCCGUAAAAUGAAUUCACCUGUAAGUAUCUGGUAGUUAUUCGCGAGCAGCUUUUAAGCUGAGGUACGCAUUUUCUGUAUCCAUCGUCGAUCGCUUCACAGUUUUAAAACUCGAAUUUAGUGAGAGUUAGUGUAAUGUACCUACCUAUAAUAAUUACAGCCUAAUGUUAUUACUGUCGCGCGAUGUUUGAUUACUUGAAACAUGUGACCGUUGAACCAUCGUUUUUAAUCUUUCUUGUCGUGUAUGACUGGAUCAAAGGCUUAGAUACGAAUUUAUUUCUCCAAAAAGCAUGCCGGCCCAACUCCACUACUCAGCCGGACCUAAAAAACACCCAAUGUGAUGACGAAAGAAGCGGAAUCCUAUUCGUGACAGAAGUUGGCCUCAAGUACCAACCAGUUGUGGUUUUCAUAGGCCUACUUGGCGUAAUAUUUGCUUCAUACUGGAGCGAUGAAGCUGGUCGAAGGAGAAGACCGCUGAUUUAUAUUUCCAUCUUGGCACAAAUACUUCACGCAUUAUCUGGUUGUUUGAAUUCGUAUUUUUGGCAAUGGAAACCAAUCAUUGCAGUAUUAUCAUGGGCAGUACUUGAAAGUUUGUGUUCAGGAAUGAGUCUGAUGCUGGUGGGUUGUUCAAUGUAUAUAUGCGAUAUAUCUGAUACGCAAAGUCGCACUAUGCGACUCGGAAUUAUUGGAGCGAUUAGAUUAACUUCUCUGGUACUGGGCAGAGGUGGAUCUGGAUUCAUGCUUCAUCAUUUUGGAUUUCUCAAUUCUUAUUCGUUGUGCUUCGUUUUCUCAAUGUGUGCAUUAAUAUUUGCUUUGAUUUUCAUCAAAGAUAAUUCGGUUUCGGUUGAGAAGAAAAAUACUUUUUACCACGUUUUUAAUUUGAAGCGUACGAUAUUUGGUAGUUUUAGAGUUGUAUUUAAUCGCAAUUUAGGGCGUAAAAGAGUCACAGUCACGUUAUUGAUUAUUGCAAACAUUACAGUCAUCCUCACAUUUUUUGGUGAGUUAUCCGUAUUGUAUCCGUAUUUGAGGCACAGAUUCGGAUGGAAUGAACAGAAGUACAGUGAAUAUAUGAUAUUAAAACUUACUAUUUCAUCGUUCGGUAUUUUGUUUUGCUCGCUGGUGUUGAGCAAACGCUUAAAAAUCCAUGAUGGAUUGAUUGGUAUCUUGGCCGGAUGUUUUGACACAAUAGCUAUUCUUGUUUUAAUGUUUGCUAACCAAGUCUGGCAACUUUACUUGGUUCCUGUGAUAGAUUUAUUUCACGGUACAGCUAUGACAAUUUGUAUAUCUUUCAUGAGUAAAUAUUACGGAGCUGAUGAAAUAGGUCGAUUGAAUGCUGUUAAUGGUAUAUUUGCGUUGAUAGUUCCUUUUACUUUUAUGGCUUAUAAUGCUAUUUUCCGAAGAACAUUGGAUACCUAUCCGUCUGCAUUUUGUCUUGUUAGUGUUGUGCUGGAUGUAGGCAUCGUUUUAUGUUUUUGUGGCGCAUAUUACUUCAGUAAAAAAUUCGACGCUGAGAAAACAAAGAAGCGAGAAGUUACAGAGGAAAAAUGUUGCGAAACUUCGUUAUUAUAAGUGUAGGUAUGUUUUGAUGCUUGCACAUCUGAUGUGAGAUGUUAGCAAAAAUACUCUAUGUGUUCUAUGAAUUUUAUGAAUAACGAAUACAUUCCUGAUGGAUAAGGUGAAGAUUUGUAUUUCCACAUAUGAAUAAUUUGUGUAGUGUGUAUGCAUAAAAUAGGAUAUCCGUCGAUAUAUGUAUUAAACUAUAGUACCUACAUCAA